Molecule: messenger RNA, 1426 nt
Organism: Cyprinodon tularosa
Lineage: Eukaryota; Metazoa; Chordata; Actinopteri; Cyprinodontiformes; Cyprinodontidae
Exons: 5
Coding region: 127-858 (243 amino acids)
Source: RefSeq, a predicted model, not a curated record
GGCUGAUACAAAGUUAUAGUUCCACAGCUGACAGAAUAAUGGAGUCUUUGACUGUGGACUCAUCCUGGAGUAUCGCCUUUUAUUAAUAGAAUUGCAGAGCGAUGUAGGUGAUUCACAGACUGAACCAUGGAUGACAAACAGAAUGUAACCAAUAUGAACAUAUGUGAAGGUGAUGAGGUACCAAAGCUGCAGAGCUCAGAAUCCACAUUCUCAGAGUUGGAUGCCGAAGCUGCAGAUAAAACAGGAUCUUUGACUGAAGUCAACAGUACGGGAGAGGAGACAUCCACAGAGGAAACUAAACUGUCUUUAGCUGAUGUCUCUCUGAAUUUAUCACCAAAGGAGAACUCUGUAGAAAACUGUGUGCAGCUUGGGUUUAAAGGUGGUCUGUCUACAGCGGUCUAUGUCUGCAGCCGCUGUUCUCUGGAGGGACACCAGCCAAAACCUUUACACACCCUGCUGCAACCCUUCCAAGAGAUCCAUGCACUUCCUGAUGUGAGCAAAUCAUUCACAUCAACCAGGAGUCAAGACCACCUGAAAACCUCCACAGCUCACACUGAAGCAGAUGGAAGCGACAUUUGUGCUGCGAUCCUGCUGGGGUGUCUCUUCUGCCGUCCCUUGGACUGCCUGCUGGAGACCUUCAGAGGUUGUACCAUGUGCCUCUGGUCGUUGUGCUCCUCUCUGUGUGGCUGCGAGUCUGUUGCUCUUCAGCCUCUCCUGGAUCUCACCCAAAGCUGCAACCCGUGUGCGUUUCAAAGCGCUCGCUGCUUCCUGUGCGACUGCACCACCUGCGACAUCUGCCUCCCAGCCACCGAGUGUCUGGACCUCGCUAUGGAGAUCUCUCAAAUGCUCUACCACUGACAUUACACAUCAAAAUAAGAGACAGACAUGAGCUGAAGUAACUCAUUUAUUUAGUUAAAAUCUUAACGAAAGCCAAAUCAUGGCGACAAGACACACAUUUUUGUGUUUAACUGUCUAUUUUAGCACUCAAACAUACCAGGACAUGUGGUGGAUAAUAUUGCAUAUUUGCAGAAAACAUGUACAGACAAUAAAAAGGCAGAGGUGUUUGGUGUAGAGCAGGUCCAGAUUUUGAAUGUACACCUUAAACAUCAUCAUUCCAAACUUUGAGCAAUACACAGAUGAGUAUUGCUGCUGUAACCUCCUAAUGGACAUACAAAACUAAAUCAGCAUAAAAAAACAAAACAUCAAUGAACUGCAUACAAGAUUGUGUUAAGCAUUUUAAUUUUUGUGCCUGUAGAGCUGAUUUGCAGGAUCCACUCAGUCAUCAAUUUUUCUUCUUUUUUUUAAACUCUGAGGUGAAGCUAGUGGUUUCUUUUAAAGAGAGCUGGGGCCCUCUGAAGUCCAUACUAGAAAGAACAUUAAUGCAUGAUUCCAUCAUUCAAAAAUAAAACAAUCUGUGUAAAACAUG